AUGUGCAUGCCAGAUGCCAAGAUCAUCACAUUCCGCCCAUUCUACUUAUCUACGGGCUUCCGAUUCUCUAUAUCGCGGUUCUUCAAGAGAGUGUUCCAUACCAUGGGGUGCUUGUGCAAGGAUAAACUAUUUGACAGCCUCAACCUCACCCUCAGCCCCAAGCUUUUGAAAGAUGAAGCCAUAACCUUACGAGCAAGGGAUGUGUCUCCGUUAAGAAAGAAGCCGAGAAUUCCUUCUGUUGUAAGUCUUCUUCGAAGGUGGUUUCGUCUGCCAGGAUCAAGCACACUCUAG
This is a messenger RNA of Prunus armeniaca (apricot), 291 nucleotides long. The record is from the annotation of a GenBank genome assembly. NCBI's taxonomy places the organism in Eukaryota, Viridiplantae, Streptophyta, Magnoliopsida, Rosales, Rosaceae.